GGAACGUUACAACUACACUACACCGAUAAAAUUAAAGCAAAGCGUACAUUGCUUGCCAAGCCAAAGUCUGCUAAGUUGCCACUUUCAUUCGUCUUCACCAUCACCGUCCCGCCCUUGAAAAUUCUCAGUCGUCACGACCAAAACGACGACGUCCAUCCAAGCUGCUGCAGAUUUAACUGAACCACAUGAAUUUUAUACUAUUCAAGGCGAAACGUCGGGUGAUUGGCUGCUCAUAUUGUCUGGUUCUUAUUUUGGUUUAUGCGCACAUAUGUUUGUCCAUUAGAUCUGAUCAAGAGACCAGGGAGAGGUUUUACGGAAAUCUUCUGAAUUCUUCGGUGUCAGAUGCCGGGGACGGCAGUAUAGCGAAAAUGUUUGAUCGGGUUCUGGAGAAAGAGUUUCCCGAGAACGAACAGUCUGCAGGAUCUGAUGGAAGGAGCUUCAACAGCAGUGUAGCUGAUCAGCAAGCUGUACUGGAGACUGUUGCAAAAAUCACCCAUGAGAAGGUCAAGAGAAAUGAAAAACAAGAGGCAAAUGGGACACGGUCAUUUCAAUUUCAAGAUGUCUUUUCCCUAGAACAAGAAGAGUCUGAUGACACAACAACCUUGAUUGACAAGAAGGAUAACGUGUUCGUAAUGUCAAACAAGAAAUCUAAGUAUCCAGUACUUCAAGUAGACUUGAGAUUAAUUUCUGAUUUGGUGGUUGUCAUAGUUUCUGCUGCCAUUGGUGGAAUUAUCUUUUCAUGUUUGGGACAACCGGCCAUUGUGGGCUACCUUCUUGCGGGUUCGCUUAUCGGACCAGGAGGCCUAAAAUUCAUUAGUGAAAUGGUGCAGGUGGAAACUUUUGCGCAGUUUGGUGUGGUCUUCCUACUUUUUGCUUUAGGGCUGGAAUUUUCUUUGACAAAGUUAAAAGCGGUAGGCCCUGUUGCUGUUCUAGGAGGGAUGCUACAGAUUGUGAUAUUUAUGUGCUUGUGUUCCAUAAUUGCUGUGUUGUGUGGAGCAAAGUUAUCAGAGGGUGUAUUUGCUGGUUCCUUCCUGUCAAUGUCAUCUACUGCAGUGGUGGUGAAAUUUUUAGUUGAACAGAAUAGUAAUAAUGCUCUGCACGGUCAAGUUACAAUUGGAACACUUAUUUUUCAGGAUUGUGCUGUUGGUUUACUAUUUGCUCUGCUCCCAGUUUUGGGUGGUACUAGUGGCCCUUUACAAGGAAUAGUUUCAAUGGGCAAGCUGCUGCUGGUUUUGUCCAUAUAUCUCACUUCUGCAUCUAUUUUGUCCUGGACUUUUGUUCCCCGCUUUCUAAAACUGAUGAUACAACUAUCAUCUCAAACAAAUGAACUUUAUCAGCUUGCUGCAGUUGCCUUCUGCUUAUUAUCUGCUUGGUGCAGUGAUAAGCUGGGCCUAAGUCUUGAGUUGGGUUCAUUUAUUGCGGGAGUUAUGAUAUCUACCACUGACUUUGCUCAACAUACUUUAGACCAGGUGGAACCAAUCCGUAACUUGUUUGCAGCUCUCUUCCUUUCGAGUAUUGGAAUGCUUAUACAUGUACAUUUUCUAUGGAGCCAUGUGGACAUUUUGUUAGCAUCUGUUAUUCUGGUUAUCAUUGUAAAGACUGGUGUCGCUGCUGUGGUUACAAAGUUGUUUGGGUAUAGCAUGAGGACAUCAUUCCUAGUUGGUGUAUCACUUGCUCAAAUUGGAGAAUUUGCUUUUGUGCUCUUAAGUCGAGCCUCAAAUCUUCAUCUUGUUGAGGGAAAGAUGUACCUUCUACUUCUUGGAACUACAGCUCUUAGUUUGGUGACAACUCCUCUUUUGUUCAAAUUGAUACCUAGUGUGAUGAGCUUGGGAGUUCUCUUGCGUUGGUUCCCCUCAGAAAGUGUCCCGCGGGAUGAGGAAAAAUCUUCCCUUAUUGAAGUGCAUAACAGAAUAUUGUGAGGGCUAUGAUUCAGAUUUCAACUAUUUGUAAAUCAGGGUUGCUGCCAUUACAUUACAAGGUUCCAUAUUUCAGGGUUCGGAAAACAAGAAGACAGCAUUCCAAUUACGCCAAAACUCUUCACAAAGUUAACGGUGUACAUGCAGUAUUCUUUGCACUGUAAAUAUAAAUUUCUGGGCACAUAACCAACCGCCCUCCUUGUAAAUUAGAUCAGCAUCCUGUAGCUUAGAGUGGAAGUGAAGUGAUAGAUGAAAACACGGCAAGCAUUACCGCAUUAGCCUUGUUUAUGAAAUAUAGUGCUCGAUAUUAUUUGGUUGUAGCCAGUUAUUUUGUUAAAUUUAAUUCAAUGACAUUCUUCUUGUCUA
Mangifera indica (mango) is the source of this 2282-nucleotide messenger RNA. RefSeq names its product K(+) efflux antiporter 5-like. Gene Ontology annotation, biological process: potassium ion transmembrane transport; proton transmembrane transport. Gene Ontology annotation, cellular component: membrane. Bases 186 to 1919 code for a protein of 577 amino acids. The record is from RefSeq and is a predicted model, not a curated record. The transcript is spliced from 20 exons. Gene Ontology annotation, molecular function: potassium:proton antiporter activity. NCBI's taxonomy places the organism in Eukaryota, Viridiplantae, Streptophyta, Magnoliopsida, Sapindales, Anacardiaceae.